Molecule: messenger RNA, 1082 nt
Organism: Perognathus longimembris pacificus (Pacific pocket mouse)
Lineage: Eukaryota; Metazoa; Chordata; Mammalia; Rodentia; Heteromyidae
Gene: Msc
Product: musculin
Exons: 2
Coding region: 183-797 (204 amino acids)
Biological process (GO): regulation of transcription by RNA polymerase II; skeletal muscle tissue development
Molecular function (GO): protein dimerization activity; RNA polymerase II transcription regulatory region sequence-specific DNA binding; DNA-binding transcription factor activity, RNA polymerase II-specific
Source: RefSeq, a predicted model, not a curated record
UGUCACCGCCCCCUUUGCUUUGGGGCCUCGGGGGCCUCUCGCCGGAGUCCUCGGUCCUCCCCGGUCCUCCCGGGAGCUCUUCCAGCCCACACCCCCGCCUCUGGCUUGGAGUGGAAGGCGGAGACCGCGAGACUGGCCAGGGCGGAGGAAGGCGCGCGCGCGUGGGCCCGGGGGACGAGGUGAUGUCCACGGGCUCGGUGAGUGACCCCGAAGAGAUGGAGCUGCGGGGGCUGCCGCGAGUGUACCCGAUCUCCACGUCCAAGAGGUCGCCUGGGGGCCGCCCGGAGCGCGGCUACGCCUCUCCCAGUGACAAUUCCUCGGCGGAGGAGGAGGACCCCGACGGCGAGGAGGAGCCGUGCGCCCUGGGCGCCGCGGGCCACUGCCAGAGGAAGCGGCCGCGCGUGACUGGGGGCGGCGGCGGCACGGGUGGCAGUGCGGGCGGCCAGGGGAAAAGGUGUCUCCCGCCCAAGGGCUCAGCCGCCGAGUGCAAGCAGUCGCAACGGAACGCGGCCAACGCCCGCGAGCGCGCCCGGAUGCGAGUGCUGAGCAAAGCUUUCUCCAGGCUCAAGACCAGCCUGCCCUGGGUGCCCCCCGACACCAAGCUCUCCAAACUGGACACCCUGCGCCUGGCUUCCAGCUACAUCUCGCACCUGCGCCAGCUGCUGCAGGAGGAUCGCUACGAAAACGGCUACGUGCACCCGGUGAACCUGACGUGGCCAUUCGUAGUCUCUGGACGACCCGAUUCUGACACCAAAGACGUUUCAGCAGCCAAUAGAUUAUGUGGGACCACGGCUUAGACGGACUCCACGCACUUGGUGGGAUUUAUGAACCCAGAAUGUUUGGGGCCGAGGAGAGAAGGCAGAGCCCGCGAGAACACCAGAGGCUGGGCACCUGAUCUUGGGGUUCUCCUGUGGCGGUCCCCUCGCCGCCGCCUGCCCUGGAACUGCCAAUGCCCGCGGCGACCGCGGCGGCAGUCCCCUCCCAGCCGCACAGCUCGGCGGCCGGGGCUCCGCGGGGCUGAGCCGGGGCGUCGCGUAGCCUCCUUCAGGGCGAGAACGCGGUUAGAGCCGCUUUGGGGCUUC